Molecule: messenger RNA, 4380 nt
Organism: Drosophila kikkawai
Lineage: Eukaryota; Metazoa; Arthropoda; Insecta; Diptera; Drosophilidae
Gene: ncm
Product: pre-mRNA-splicing factor nucampholin
Biological process (GO): mRNA splicing, via spliceosome
Cellular component (GO): catalytic step 2 spliceosome
Molecular function (GO): protein binding; RNA binding
Source: RefSeq, a predicted model, not a curated record
UCUCCGCUCUAGGUCGCCGCGUUUGCUUUUUUUUAGUUCAAUCAAAAAUUUUCAACGUUGUUUUUCCGCAUUUUCCCAGCAUUUUCGCGCGAUGGGGGAAAGCGACGCCGAAAGUGAUUCGAGCCAGAAUUCCAGCAGCAGCAGCAGUGCCAGCGGCAGCGAUACCGACGCGUCCAGGAGCGAGUCCUCCGCCAGCAGUGACCGCGAGGAAGAGGAAGCAGCGCCGCCGUCGGGGAAAUCUGCCAAAGAUGCGAAUAAAACUGAUGAUAAGGAAAAGCUGGAGCCCCCAGCGAGUGAGGCGGAGCCUGAGCAGCCGAAACAGCUCGAGGAAAAUUCUGCCGGCGAAGAGGCAGCGACAGUUUCCCAAUCUGCUGGCGUGGAAAAGCGGCAAGAAGAAGCACUCUCAGUGGAAAAAGUAAAUGAAGCGGAAAAAGCAGUGGAAAUCGAAGCACCGCGAAAAUUAACCACAACACCUGGCCAUCAAGAAGAAGAAGCCGCCGCAGGUGUGACCGAUGAGCAGGAAAAGCCACAAGCACCGGCAAUGGUUGAUGAGCAGCCGGUGGUGACCACCAAUGGAAAUGACAAGGAAUCCCCCACGGAAAUAACAAAAGCCGUGGCAGUGGAUAACCACGUUGAAGAAGGCGAAAUAACUGAUAAAGACGACGAUGAUGAGGUCUCCGCAGUGGCGCCUGGCAAGGAAGUCGAUAAACCCUUACCUGUCGCCUCUAGCAAGGACGGCAGCCCACCACCCAAAGAGUCCGCCCAGCGUCCGCGUAGCCAACGCACCUCCAGCCGCAGUCGCUCGCCUCGUAGCCGGCGUCGUCGUGGCUCCAGGAGCCGGAAGAGCCGAUCUCGCAGCCGGAGCCGCAGCCGGCGAUCCACCUCCUUGGAAAGACGUCGCCAGGAGCGACAGAGGCGUCAUGAAGUGCGUGAUAAGCUGGACAAGGAGCGCGAAAGAGAGCGCGAGAAACGGCAUCAAAAGAAGCGUGAGAGAUCACGCAGCAGGCGACGCGAUGAUUCCCGGAAAAGAUCCCGGAAGCGUUCCGGAGACCGCAGGACCCAAGAUCGCUCCACGUCCAGUCCCGGAACGAAAUCUUCGAAAAUCAACGCAGAUAAUGAGACGGUGACCGAACCAGCAGCCAAAAUCACUGAGCGUCAGAGGAAGACGGUGGAUGUGCUGACCUCUCGAACGGGAGGAGCAUAUAUCCCGCCAGCCAAGCUGCGCAUGAUGCAGGCGCAGAUCACGGACAAGGCCUCGGCAGCGUAUCAGCGAAUCGCCUGGGAGGCCCUCAAGAAGUCCAUCCACGGCUACAUCAACAAGGUCAACGUGACGAACAUUGCGAUAAUAACGAGGGAGCUGCUGCGGGAGAACAUUGUGCGGGGUCGGGGCUUGCUCAGUCGCAGCAUAAUCCAGGCCCAGGCUGCCUCGCCCACCUUUACCCACGUCUACGCGGCCCUCGUGGGGAUUAUCAAUUCGAAAUUCCCGAAUAUUGGCGAGCUGCUGCUGAAGCGUUUGGUCAUCCAGUUCCGGCGGGCCUUCCGGCGCAACGAUAAGAUGGUUUGCAUGUCGGCCACCCGGUUCAUCGGGCACCUGGUCAACCAGCGUGUGGCCCACGAGAUACUGGCGCUGGAGAUCCUCACCCUCCUGGUGGAGACGCCCACCGAUGACUCCGUGGAGGUGGCCAUUGCGUUUCUCAAGGAAUGCGGCAUGAAGCUGACGGAGGUGUCCUCCAAGGGCAUUGGAGCCAUAUUCGAGAUGCUGAGGAAUAUCCUGCACGAGGGAAAGCUGGACAAGCGGGUGCAGUACAUGAUCGAGGUGCUGUUCCAAGUGCGCAAGGAUGGCUUCAAGGAUCACCCGGCCGUGGUGGAGGAGCUGGAGCUGGUGGAGGAGGACGAUCAGUUUACGCACCUCAUGAUGCUGGACGAGGCCACCGAAACAGAGGAUAUACUAAAUGUCUUCAAGUUCGAUGAGAACUAUGCCGAAAACGAGGAUAAAUACAAGGGUCUGAGUCGCGAGAUCCUGGGCAGCGACGAUGGCUCCAGCUCAGGGUCGGGAUCGGGCUCGGGUUCAGGCAGCGAUUCGGAGAACGAGUCCGGCUCGGACGCGGAUAACCAGCCGAAGACCACCGAGGCCGGCGACAUCAUCGACAGCACAGAAACCAAUCUGAUUGCCCUGCGCCGCACCAUCUACCUGACCAUCAACUCCAGCUUGGACUACGAGGAGUGCGCCCACAAGCUGAUGAAGAUGCAGCUGAAGCCGGGCCAGGAGAUCGAGCUCUGCCACAUGUUCCUCGACUGCUGUGCCGAGCAGCGGACCUACGAGAAGUUUUACGGGCUGCUCGCCCAGCGUUUCUGCAACAUCAACAAGAUCUACAUACCGCCGUUCGAGGAGAUCUUCAAGGACACGUACCAGACGACUCACCGGCUGGACACGAAUCGCCUGAGGAACGUGAGCAAGUUCUUUGCCCACCUGCUCUUCACCGACGCCAUUAGCUGGGAUGUCCUCGAGUGCAUCCAGCUGAACGAGGACGAUACCACGUCGUCAAGCAGGAUCUUUAUCAAGAUAUUGUUCCAGGAGCUGGCCGAGUACAUGGGCCUGGGCAAGUUGAACGGGAAGCUCAAGGAGGAGGUGUUGGUGGAGAGCCUGGCCGGCUUGUUUCCCAAGGACAAUCCGCGGAAUACCCGCUUCUCCAUCAAUUUCUUUACGUCCAUUGGUUUGGGUGGACUCACAGACGACCUGAGGAUGUUCUUGAAAACGGCCCCCAAGGCGGUGCCAGCGAUCAAUGCCGAGAUCCUAGCCAGCGGUAACCCCUUCAGGGAUGGUUCUGCCCCAGCCUCCGCCCAAGGUAAUCCCAAGGGCUCCCCCUCCUCGUCGUCGUCGGCUUCCUCCUCGUCAUCCUCCUCGUCGUCCUCUGACUCGAGCAGUGAGAGUUCCAGCGAGGACGAGGAGAGCUCUGAAUCUUCCAGUGAAUCCUCAAGCUCCGAUUCCAGCUCCGAGCCGAAAAAGAAACGCAAGCGCAAGGAUAAGGACAAGGGCAAAAAGAAGGCCAAGAAAUCUGGGAAGGAAAAGUCAAAGAAAUCGAAGAAUAAAAAGUCUGGGAAAAAGAAGAAGGCGGAGAAGGAACGAGAGAAGAAGGCAGAGAAGGAGAAGCUGAAGGCGGAGAAGGAACGGGAAAAGGAGCGACUAAAAGCAGAAAAGGAACGAGAAAAGGAGAAGGAUCUUGAAAGGCAGAGAGAGAAAGAAAGAGAACGGGAAAAGGAACAGAAAGUCGGAAGGGAGCGGCAAAAGGAGAAAGAGAAGCAGCGCAAAAAGGACAAAAAUAAAUCAACCAAAAAGAAGUCCAAGCGCAAGCGAGACAGCUCCAGUUCCAGCAGCCACAACAGCAGCAGCGAAGAAAGCGGCGGCAAAUCUUCAUCGGAGGAUGAUUCCUCCGAUUCUUCAGAUUCCUCCAGCGGCGAAAGCGACGCGGAACCUCAGCGCACGGACCAUCGCCAGGAGGCGACUAACACACAAAAUAAAUUCAGGGGACAACCCAUAGAUAGCGACGAGUUCAAUCUGGAAGGUCCUGAGGCCAGAGGACCGCCACAGCGCUACCAUUCGAAUGGAAACAGAAACGGAAACGGUCAGCGGGAGCGGGAGAGUUCCCUUGAUAGAGAGAGAAAGCGGGAGAAUCUGUUUGGCAAGGAGAGAAAGCACGAGAACCCCUUUGGCAGAGACAGAAAACGGGACAAUUCUUCGAAUGAAAGAAGCCGAAAGCGGGACAAUUCCUCCAAUGAAGGAGGCAGAAGGCACGACGGUAGAAGGCAACAGAAUUCCUCCAAUGAGAGGAGCCAAAUGCGGGACAAUUCUUUCAACGAAAGAGGCAGACGGCGAGAGAACUCUCCGACAGAAAGAGUCCGAAAGCGGGAGAAUUCUCCAAUUGACAGAGAUCGCAAACGGGACAAGCGCGACAGAUCCCCUUCCUACGAGAAGCCCCGCCGGAGGGAGAACUCCUCCCCAAGAGAUCGGCGUGCGGAGAAAAGCAGUCGCGGACGCGGGGAUCGCUCUUCCCGGGACCGGGAUAGGGAUCGGGAUCAGGACCGUGAUCGGGAUCCGAAGAGGCAACGGGAACGUGGCCGAGAACGCGGUGACCGUGAACUGGAACGAUCUCGGGACCGCUCACGCUCGCGCAGGGAGCGCAGCUCACACCGCAGGGUGUCCAAGGGGCGUGGCUAAUAUUCUUUGGAGACUGCAACCGUUGACGACGUCAGAAUAUUCUAAAGGCAUUACAUUAAUUGUGUUAAAUAUUUAACAUGUAAAACUGUGUACAAAGAAAAACCCUCUAAGCUGCUAAACAACAAAAAAUAAUUGUACAAAAUGCAACCAUAAAAAAAGGAAAA